Messenger RNA from Gamsiella multidivaricata, 1673 nucleotides. RefSeq names its product regulator of chromosome condensation 1/beta-lactamase-inhibitor protein II. Bases 274 to 1545 code for a protein of 423 amino acids. Gene Ontology annotation, molecular function: guanyl-nucleotide exchange factor activity. The transcript is spliced from 4 exons. The record is from RefSeq and is a predicted model, not a curated record. NCBI's taxonomy places the organism in Eukaryota, Fungi, Mortierellomycota, Mortierellomycetes, Mortierellales, Mortierellaceae. Gene Ontology annotation, cellular component: cytoplasm.
UAUACUCACUUUGGCCAUGACUCCGAAGUGCUUUGGACGAAGCGGACACUGCUCAGUCUCGGAUAUAGAGCAGAGCAAUAUAUCAGCGUCGAUGUUGCUCUGCCUAAUUCAAUUGCAGCCGGAACAUUAGACAUGACAUCUACUUGGCCAGACUUCCACUCGUAGACUGCCUUAUUAAGGGGUCUGAGGCAUCCUCACAGCGAAAAGGUCCACUACCUCGGUACCCCAAUCGAUUCCUUUUUCACUUUCCUCAACACUUUGCCAUCAAGAAUAAUGUCCCAAGGCACAACUAAACGCGCACGCGAAGGUCAUUUUGCGGCUCCAGGACUUAAAAAGACGAAAUCGCACCAGACAACGCAGUCGGAUCUGCUGCCAAAGCCUACUCGCGAUACAACCCCUGGCCGUGUGUACGUCUUUGGAACUGGCGAUUGCGCCCAGCUUGGACUAGGAGAGGACAUUCUCUCCAGGAAAAAGCCAGCCAAUCUCGCAGCGCUCAAUGACGAGCAGAUUGUCGACAUUGCUGCGGGUGGUAUGCACAACAUGGCUCUCACAGCGGACGGGAAGCUCUGGUCCUGGGGUGUGAACGAUCAGCGAACGCUUGGUCGCUCUGGUGAUGAGUACACUCCCCUUCCCGUAGAAGGAUUAGACAACGUUAAAAUCGUCAGGGUGGCCUGCUCUGACUCGUUGACGGUGGCACUGACCGAUGAAGGCUAUGUGUACACUUGGGGCACAUUUCGGAGCGCCGAAGGAAUUCUAGGUCACUCCAAGGAGAAGGAGGUGCAAGAGCUACCAACCAUUGUCCAAGGACUUCACGAUAUUGUCGAUAUCGCAACAGGAACAGAUCAUGUUUUGGCGCUCGAUAUCCACGGCAUGGUUUACAGCUGGGGCAACGGACAGCAGAUGCAGCUUGGCCGCAGGAUCCUCGCUCGUCGAAUGUUGAACGGUCUGACACCAGAGUCUGUCGGCGCAAAAGGGAUCACAAAAGUCGGCGCAGGAUCAUAUCACUCCUUUGCGAUCGACAAAGAAGGAAAGGCGUACGCAUGGGGUCUGAAUACCUAUGGCCAGUGUGGAAAUGAGGAUCCAAAGCUCGAAAACAUACCCUCUGUUGCCUCGAUCGAAGCCUUGGAACUGGAGACCAUAAUCGACAUCCAAGGAGGUGAACAUCACACCAUUGCUCUGUCCAAGGAUGGGAAACUGUAUGGAUUCGGCCGCUCAGACAGUCACCAACUCGGCCUUGGAUACACUGAAGCUCCCGGAUCUGAAGACCCAAGCAGCCACAAGAAAGCGAUCCGCCACCCUACGUUGAUCCCAGGACUUCCCUCAAUCAAGGCUAUCUCUGUUGGCGGAAAUCACACUUUAGCAUUGACACAGACAGGAGAAGUGUAUGCAUGGGGAUUCGGAGAGAUGCUGGCGUGCGGCAAUGGCGAGGAGGAGGACGUGGAGAAGCCUCUGAAAUUGACUGGGCAGCAAAUUGAGAAAUGCCGCGUGUUGAAGGUGGCGGCAGGAGGCCAGCACUCUGCCAUCCUCGCUGUGCUGGAGAGAUAGACAAUAGAUUAACGAUAAAGGAUUACUCAAAUGUUCUCGCGCGGCAUUCUUUCUCUCUCUCUUUCUCUUUUGCUGUGCAGGCUAUCGCGUCCAUUUUAUUUUUGACCCAGAUGCUGGGUGCUGUGGUC